Molecule: messenger RNA, 3820 nt
Organism: Pelodiscus sinensis (Chinese soft-shelled turtle)
Lineage: Eukaryota; Metazoa; Chordata; Testudines; Trionychidae
Source: RefSeq, a predicted model, not a curated record
UUUGUAGUUCCAGGAGGCACCACUGUCCUAGUGGAGCUCACCCCAGAUAUUCACAUUUGUGGCAUUUGCAAGCAGCAGUUCACUAACCUAGAUGCCUUUGUUGCUCAUAAGCAAAGCGGCUGCCAGCUGACCAGUGCAACUGGGACCACUAGUACUGUCCAGUUUGUCUCAGAAGAAACUGUGCCAUCAACACAGACUCAAACCACAACCAGAACAAUUACUUCAGAGACUCAGACCAUCACAGUUUCUGCUCCAGAGUUUGUUUUUGAGCAUGGGUACCAAACAUAUCUGCCCAGUGAGAGCCGUGAACCUCAGACUACGACUGUUGUAUCCCUAUCAUCGAAAACACGUUCCAGAAAAUCCACUACUGCAGUUACUCAAAAGAAACUGAACUGCUGCUAUCCAGGUUGCCAAUUUAAGACAUCGUAUGGUAUGAAAGAUGUGGAACGUCAUUUAAGAACACACACAGGAGAUAAGCCUCAUAAAUGUGAGGUGUGUAGCAAGUGCUUCAGUCGCAAAGAUAAGCUGAAGAUGCACAUGCGUUCCCAUACUGGCGUGAAACCUUACAAGUGUAAACAUUGUGACUAUGCAGCUGCUGACAACAGCAGUCUCAACAAGCACCAGCGCAUCCACUCAAAUGAGCGCCCUUUUAAAUGCCAGAUCUGUCCUUAUGCAAGCAGAAACUCUAGCCAACUUACUGUACAUCUCAGAUCCCAUACUGGAGAUGCUCCAUUUCAGUGUCGGAUGUGUAGUGCUAAAUUUAAAAUCAACUCUGACUUGAAGAGGCACAUGCGUGUGCACUCUGGAGAGAAGCCUUACAAGUGUGAGUUCUGUGACGUCCGCUGCGCCAUGAAAGGGAACCUGAAAUCGCACAUACGUAUCAAGCACAGCAUGGAGAACACACUCAAGUGUCCAGAGUGUGAGUUCCAAUGUGGAAACAAAACAAGCCUUCGGCAUCACUUAAGAACCCAUCAGCCUGAGCAGCCGGUGAAAUGCUUACAGUGCAAUUACUCUUGCUCUAACAAGGCAGCUCUCAAGGUGCAUGAGAGAAUUCACUGCGAUGAUCGCCCUUUCAAAUGUGACUUCUGUAGCUUUGAUACCAAACAGCGGAGCAAUCUGACCACGCACAUGAAGAAAGCCCAUGGUGACAAAGUCAAAACCAAAAAGGAAACUACUGAAAAGAAAGAUGGAGAUAAGCCAAAGCAAGGUAGCUCCAGGCAAGUAGCCAAAUUGGAUGCUAAGAAAGCAUUUAAAUGUGGCCUGUGUGAAGCUUCCUUUGUCCGAGAAGAUUCUCUGAGGAGCCAUAAGAAGCAGCACAGUGAAUAUAAUGGGACCAAAAAUACAGAAAUGGCUGUUUUGCAGCUCCACGUGGAUAGUAGGCCAACCAAUGCCCCAGUUACUGUACGUCACCUUCAAGUCCCAAUUCAAGCCACUCAGGUUUCUCCGUAUAAUGAAGGAAGAGUCAAGAUCAUUGUUGGCCAUCAAGUGCCUCAAGAUAAUAAAAUAGUUCAGGCUGCUUCAGUGAAUGUUAUGCCUCCCUCAUUAGUUGGCCAGAAUCAAGAAGACCUGUCUGCCACUAGCCAGUUGCAAAUAGUACGCCAGGUCAGUCUGCUGGCACCGCCUCAUCCCCCUGUUUCUCAAAGCGAAGCUGGGUCAGUCGGGCAGCCAGCAGUUCUGCUUACAGCCCAUGACCAAACUGACAAUGGUACUCUCCACCAGACUUUGAUUUCUGCUGCUCCAGACCAUGGUCACAGGGAUUCAUCAGGCCAGAUUUUCAUCAAUGAUUCUGGAAUCAGCUGCUCUGACUUGGAAGGUCUCAAUGCUUUGAUUCAAGAAGGGGCAACAGAUGAGGCUGUGGUUAGUGAUGGGGGUCAAAGUAUCUCUGUGUCUACUUCAGUUCCCCCUCCUCCCAUCUUUUCCUCAUCCUCUCACACCCAGGCACCUAAGCAGACCUACUCCAUCAUUCAAAGUGGAGCCCACACAGCUUCGCUGUGUCCUGCAGACGCCAUACUAGAUUAGUUAAACUAUUACUAUUGCAGUCCAGUUUCAUCCUGGAUCAUGCGUUGUUGUGAAGCCUUGAAGUCAGUGGGGUUCCAUGGCAUUUAAGGGAGGGCCACACUUUCAGGAGUCCAGAGAUUGGUCUCUAGUAUUCCAUUUGCAUCACUUUGCACAUGUACUCAUAUGUGGCAUUCACACACAAACAUGCAGUUACUUGCACAUGCAAUGAGGCUGUGCACAGUUACAUGUAUUGGAAACUAAAAGCAGCAGUCAUUGAAAAAUGUGAUUGUGAAUAUCAAAGCAACUAUUUAAAAAUUCACAUUUCAUAAAAGCUUCCAAGAGCAGGGUAUUUUUGGCGCAGCAAAUGUCUUAAACUAGUUAAUCAAAUGCAAAGAACAUCUCGCCUUAAGCUACUAUAAUGCCAUUCUCAUCCCAUGUGAAAAGUUUGAGUAAGAUGGUUUUGUGCAAGUGGAGACCCAUUAGCACCUGGGCAGCAUGUCCCAAAUUUCAUCCUGCAGGUUACAAUGGGGCCUACCCCAUUGCUAUGCUGUGCAUAUAAGUGGUAAUCAGGCAAAGCAUUUAGACGUGAAUUAGCUUCAUUGUUUUAAGUGGAACUACUCACAUGCGUAAAAUUGAACACAUGCUUCUGUGCUUUGCUGGAUUGGGGCUGUAAUAGAAGCAUCUUCUGGUGAAUCUGUUGGUUGCUAACAGUGGUUCUACUUUUUUGACUUUGCACAUAGUAUCAGUAAUUGCCCCAAAAUAAACAUCUGUUCAUUUUUUAUUAUUUUUUCAGAUGAUUCAGAUAUAAUUCUAAUAGAAUUUCAUAUGAUCUGAUGCUACUAUUUAGAUGAUAAAACAACGGUAUGUUAACCAACAUGAAGAAUUCGGCUUCAAGUCCUUUAAACUCUUAUGCAUUUGCUUAACUUCACUUGAAUAGCCCCACUGAAGUGGUUUGCAGGAUUGGGGUCUAAAUUUGUAAAUGUUGAUCUAUCUAAUAUCAUUUAGAAUCAGAACCAAACUAAUCAGAAUGAAUUGGAGUCAGAUUUUCCAAAAUGGUCAUCACAUGACAGCUCCUAACAUGACAGUUACCACCACACUUUUCUAAAGAACUCGGAGCCCUUCUGGCUGAGUUUUAAAAAAAAAAUCUGGGCACCAAAUUCACGGCAUAAAUGGGAGCGGAGAUCUUUUCAAUGUCUGAUCUCUUUAAGCUAAAUGGUGCAUUGAGGUCUAGAACCUGAGGUGAGGUCUGGUCGGUCAUCCAUUGAAGUUGAUCUAAGGAGCUCCAUUGACUUCAGUAGGAAUUGGAUCAGACCCUAGGCAGGCUGUUUUAGCUAAUAGACUUUAUCAUGCUUUCUGGAUUCCCAGAACUGUGCACAUCAUCAUGGCAUCACAACAUAUCCAUUCAGAAGUGACAGGUGAAUCGUAAACCUUUUUAAGGUAUUCUAAAAAUUGUGUUCCAGAUAAUUGUGUUAAUUUGGCAUGGACCCAUCACCUGGUCCUGGCUGACUGUUAGUCCCCAGGAAAUGCCCUGUUCCUCAACAUUGAUUUUGGGAUUCUGUCUGGAGAAUUGUGGUAAUUGCUAAUUACAGGAAACGUCUGUUGAAGUCAAUAGGAGUUGGGGGGGCGGUGGGGGCCCUUAAUACUUUGCGAGAGACGCUUAUGCAGAAUCAGGCUCCAGAGUAUUCCCUUAGAAUUAUAGAAUGCUGUCUGUGUGUUGGUUAUACUUUGUGUCAUAACAGACCUUUUAUGCAAAUCAUGUAUACAGCUCUGAUCUGUAUCACAAAGGUCCUUUUUUAAAAAAUACAAUAUAUUUUUCCAAAUA